ACCUGCGCCAUCUGCUUCGACGGGCCCGUGCAGGUCGCCAUCUUCCCCUGCGGCCACUGCUUCACCUGUACGGACUGCGCCGCGAAGAUCCGCGAGUGUUCGCAGUGCCAUGGCAAGAUCGAGAAGCGCCUGCGGGUGUAUAUCGCGGGGAGUUAA
Messenger RNA from Aureococcus anophagefferens, 156 nucleotides. RefSeq lists its product as hypothetical. NCBI's taxonomy places the organism in Eukaryota, Pelagophyceae, Pelagomonadales, Pelagomonadaceae. The transcript has a single exon. The annotation marks the transcript as partial. The record is from RefSeq and is a predicted model, not a curated record.